Molecule: messenger RNA, 3802 nt
Organism: Crotalus tigris (Tiger rattlesnake)
Lineage: Eukaryota; Metazoa; Chordata; Lepidosauria; Squamata; Viperidae
Exons: 4
Coding region: 82-2454 (790 amino acids)
Biological process (GO): negative regulation of transcription by RNA polymerase II
Molecular function (GO): DNA-binding transcription repressor activity, RNA polymerase II-specific
Source: RefSeq, a predicted model, not a curated record
CUCUGCGUCAGCCCCGGGGAGCCACCCACCGCCUUUCCCCACGACCCGAGAGGCCGCCCUGGACGCCGUGGAGCCGCCAGGAUGGCCGGCAGCGGCCAAGGGGAGGGUCUGAUGACGGUCACCUUUGAGGACGUGGUCGUAUAUUUCUCGCCGGACGAGUGGCAGUUGCUAACCGAGGACCAGAAACAGCUCUACUGGGAGGUACUGAAGGAAAACUACGACGCUCUCUUGCGGGUCGGGAGAGGCCCGAUCACUCAGGAAGAAGUCUUGGCCUGGGUUCAAAAUAACGAACGUCCGAACAUCCUCCUAUCGCCGAGACCCGUAGAAGAUUCCCCUGUUGAGAUCCUUUCUAAAGGAGAUGAAGUUCGAUCCCAAAUGGACGCGGAAAGCUUUCCGGAGAAAAAUUUCUUCUCUAAAGAAGAGGCGCCCGGCUGUAGCGAUGCCGAGGGACAUCCUGGCGUUUCGGCAAGCGAACAGGGUGGACCCCUGUGGACAGAAUCGACAGAGCGGCCUUCAGCGGACGCGAGCACAGAGGACGUCCCACUGCUGUGCGGCGGGUGGGUCGAGCCCGUUGUGGCACUCGAAACGUCCAUUGAGCUGCCAUCUUGUCCCCGCAAGAGGACAAUCCUGCCCCAGUGCGAUUUUGCCGUGCGUUCGGAACACCCCGUCAAGGAAAUGCAGUUGGCGCGCAUCACUUGUGACGAGAAUUGUGUGGACCCCAGGAGUUGGUUUUGUCCUCCAGGAGAUGUAGUUCGAUCCCACAUGGACGCGGAAAGCUUUCCGGUGGUUGCGGGCCCUCUUGAGAGCAUCUUUACUUUCUCUAAAGAAGUGCCCCCCUGCUGUAGCGAUGUCAAGGGACGACAUCCUGAACAGUCUUGCGUUUCGGCAAGCGAACAGGGUGGACCCCUGUGGACAGAAUCGGCAGAGCGGCCUUCAGCGGACGCGAGCACAGAGGACGUCCCACUGCUGUGCGGUGGGUGCGUCGAACCCGUUGUGGUGCCCGAAAAGUCCACCGAGCUGCCGUCUUCUCCCCGCAGGACGACAAACCUGCCCCAGCGCGUUUUUGGCGUGCGUGCGGAACACCUCGUCAAGGAAAUGCAGUUGGCGCGCAUCACUUGUGACGAGAAUUGCGUGGACCCCAGGAGUUGGUUUUGUCCUCCAGGAGAUGAAGAUCGAUCCCAAAUGGACGCGGAAAACUUUCCGGAGAAAGCGGGCCCUCUUGAGAGCAUCUUUACUUUCUCUAAAGAAGUGCCCCCCUGCUGUAGCGAUGUCAAGGGACGACAUCCUGAACAGUCUUGCAUUUCGGCAAGCGAACAGGGUGGAUCCCUGUGGACAGAAUCGACAGAGCGGCCUUCAGCGGACGCGAGCACAGAGGACGUCCCACUGCCGUGCGGCGGGUGCGUCGAACCCGUUGUGGCGCCCGAAAAGUCCACCGAGCUGCCGUCUUCUGCCCACAAGAUGACAAACCUGCCCCGGCGUGAUUUUGGCGUGCGUGCGGAACACCCCGUCAAGGAAAUGCAGUUGGCGCGCACCACUUGUGACGAGAAUUGUGCGGACUCCCGCCGGCGGAGCGCAGGGAAGAUGCAGGAUACUCUGUCGUCUUCCCCGGAAGCCCCCAGCGAGGAGGAGAAGCUCUAUUCUUGUCCUUGGUGCAAAGAACCCUUCAAACUGCGGAUGAAUUUGGAAGUGCAUUAUAGGUACUGUCGCCAGAGGGGAAAACAGCAGCCCCAGAAGACUCCCGGUGGGCAGGAGGCAAGCAAGUCGAGCCGCAUCGGGAAGUCGACGGGUUCGGUCCGUCUCUCGGAAAAACCGGUCCGCUGCUCGUCUUCCGUGGAAGGCAAGGAGGUCUUCCUGAAUUCCAGACAGAGAGUGGGGAAAAGCAACGGGGUUUCUGACGCCGGCAGGGGUAGCGCCGAGAGUCCGCACAGCUUGAGGAUGACCUCCGCCACAAAGAGGAUGUACCGGUGUCCGGAAUGCGGGGAACAAUUUGGGUACAAGUGGCAGCUCUCGACUCAUUGGCAAGGUUGUGGGAAAGUUGCGGAGAACCAAAAAGGCCUGCUCCCAAAGCCGCGGGACCUUGCCGCAAAGAAGCUCCCCGACAGCGCCAAAGGACGACAGGCGUGCGUCGCGGCGGUCGGGCGUCGGAGAAGUAAAGACACGACGUUGUAUCCCUGCGGCGAGUGCGGCAAGAGCUUAAGCAAGUGCUACCUAUCCACGCACCUGGCGUUCCACGCGGGGCAAAGGUACAAGUGCCUCUUGUGCGGGAUGGUCUUCAACUUCCGGAGCGGGGCAGUCAGGCACAAAAGGCAGCACUCCGAGAAAAAGGAAGGUGGCACCUGUCCGAAGUGCGGGAGGCGCGCCGGCGCCAAAGAUUGUUUCUGCCUGAUCCAAAGAAUCCGCGUCGCUCCCGACUCGGAGGGCGAGGAACGCGCCGGGUUGGGGAAGCCCAAGUAGCCGUUUGCGAAAGACGGGAAUUCGGUCCUUUCUCGCAAGUUGUUUCUACGCGGGAUUGGAAAGCGGGCGUCACGAGCGAGCAAUAUCGGCGGUGCGUUCAAGCGAUGCGGCAACUGGUUUUCGAAGCCAACGCUGGCCUGAGGGGGCUUUGGCGCUUGGCUCGGCUGGCUGCACACCAAGAGGACCACGUAUAAGAUGCCCGUUCCAGAUGUUGCGAAAAAUGCCUGUUUCGACGCACCGGGAACUACAUGUGAAUUGUGUAGACAGCCAUGUGGCAACUGGUUUUCGAAGCCAAUGCUGGCCUGAGGGGGCUUUGGCGCUUGGCUCGGCUGGCUGCACACCAAGAGGACCAUGUAUAAGAUGCCCGUUCCAGAUGUUGCGAAAAAUGCCUGUUUCGACGCACCGGGAACUACAUGUGAAUUGUGUAGACAGCCAUGUGGCAACUGGUUUUCGAAGCCAAUGCUGGCCUGAGGGGGCUUUGGCGCUUGGCUCGGCUGGCUGCACACCAAGAGGACCAGGUAUAAGAUGCCCGUUCCAGAUGUUGCGAAAAAUGCCUGUUUCGACGCACCGGGAACUACAUGUGAAUUGUGUAGACAAGGAAGACACUCCUAUUUUGUGUAGGGUAAAUGGGGCUGUCUUUUAUUUGUCUCUCACUCGCACUCCAGACCCCAGGCAGCUUGAUCUGUGAUGCCCGUGCGCACCGGCUUGAGGAUGGAUAACGCCUCUAAUGUCACCAGCAAUUUUACUUCGUGCCUUAGCUGGAUUUUUUUAAAAAAUUGUGCGAGAAAUCGGGUCAGGACCCAACGCACGAUGAUGGACAGAUCUGUUGCAUGAGUGUUCUCAGAUAGCGUUCCUCCACCUGGGCAGCUGGACGAUCGGUGGACUUCAACUCCCAGAAUUCCCCCAGCCAGCUAUGAAUUCUGGGAGUUGUAGUUUUACCCGUCUUCCAGCUACCCGGGUUGACAAACGUUGCUGUACGAAAACCAAAACGGGAGACGGCUGUCUUAGGAGGACCAGGGAUGGAUGGGACUUGAGUCCUGUCCUCAUGGACAUCUUGACUUUUUUGACCUCACCCCACCCGAAUCCUCUUCCUGUCCCCUCCCCAAAGUGUAAUUUAAGGUCCUCGCCAUUUUGUGGCUAACUUUGACCCAGUCCUGUACCACAAUUGGUGAAAACAUUGUGAAAAAUGAAUAUAUAUAUUUAUAUAUAUUUUAAACCAAGUAAUGUUCUUUAUCUUGGCUGAAUUGCAAGCUAAGACAGGAAUGUUUUGUCAUGCUUGUGGAUGAAUUUGAAAUAUCAAUUAAUUGUCAAUAAAAGCAGUGACGGGGGUCCUUUCUGCGUGCUAAUG